Effrenium voratum is the source of this 9642-nucleotide messenger RNA. Lineage: Eukaryota; Dinophyceae; Suessiales; Symbiodiniaceae. The record is from the annotation of a GenBank genome assembly.
AUGAAUCGCAACUCGGAGUUGAGCCACGAAAUCCAGGCGGCCAAUGAUCGACUCAAGGAGUACCCCAGCAACGUGGAUGAGUACGUGGAGUUCAACGUCCACCUGGCGAAGAUCGACGCUUCGCUGCCGAUGUUGGAGAAGCGCUUUUUGGAGGUGCAAGAGAUGGCAGAGAUCAUUCGCGAGUUUGGCAUUCGCAUUGACAGCGACACUCGGAAGGCCUUCAACGACUUGGCCUCGGCCAAGAACCAGCUGAUCGCGCAGGUGACCACUGGCAAGGAGCGAGCAGAGGUGGACGUCGCACACUUCAGCAAGGCUUUGGAGGUGGAGAUCCCGGAGCUGCGGAAGAGUGUGGGGGAGCAGCAGUCGCGCCUGGAGGCGCCAGACUUAUCGGACACCUCCAAGAUGGCCGCGGAGAGCCGCAAGGAAGUCUUGGCUCUGCUCGACGAGUUGCAGGAGAACGUCAACCAGUCGGUGGAGGAGGCGGCAAAGUUCAACCGCUACCAGGACGUCCUCAAGUUGGAGCCGACGGCUUUCGAAGAUGUCGACGAGCUGAAGGCCUCCUUCAAUCUCCGUGCCAAGCUUUGGCGGGGUAUUGAUGCUUGGGAAGAGCUCAGCUCGGAGUGGAACAACUGCACCUUUGGCACGGUGGACGUGGAUACCAUCACCAAGAAGGUUGCGGAGUACAACAAGGUGGCGGUGCAGUCCGUGAAGGCGAUGCCGGACAACCAGGUGCCGCAGAUCUGGGGCGAGCAGGUCACACAGUUCAAGAACACCUUGCCCGUGGUGGUGGCCUUGCGCAACAAGGCGCUGAAGCCCAGACACUGGGAGGUCCUCACCUCCAUGAUCGGCCAAGAGCUGGAUUUGGAGGAUGAGGAGUUCACCCUGGGCGGCUUGUUGGGCAUGGGUGUGGACCAGCACAUGGAAGCGAUCAUGGACGUCUCCGGCAAGGCGACCGCAGAGCAGGGCUUGGAAGAGAUGCUGGACAAGGUCAAGAAGACCUGGGAAGACUUGGAGCUGGUGAUCAACCCGUACAAGGACAGCAAGGACGUCUACGUCCUCGGCUCCAUCGAGGACAUCACCGUCGCCCUCGAAGACUCCUUGGUCACCAUCUCCACCAUCGCCGGCAGCCGCUACGUGGGCCCCAUUCGCGCUGAGGUGGAGCAGUGGCAGAAGGAUCUUCUGCUCUUCCAGGAGACGCUGGACGAGUGGCUCAACGUGCAGCGGAACUGGAUGUACUUGGAGUCCAUCUUCAACGCCGGGGAUAUCAAGAAGCAGCUGCCCGGGGAGAGCGCCAAGUUUCAAGAGAUCGAUGCGCAGUGGCGAGUCAUCAUGAAGGAGACCUACGAGUACGCGGUGGCGCUGAAGGCGGCCACCAAGCCCGGGCGCCUGGAGCUCUUCAAGAAAGCAAGUGAGACGUUGGACCAGAUCCAGAAGCAAUUGGAGGACUACUUGCUCUCGAAGUGUGUGGCCUUCCCACGCUUCUUCUUCCUCUCGAACGACGAGCUGCUGGAGAUCCUGUCGCAAGCCAAGCGGCCGCAGGCGGUCCAGCCGCAUUUGCGGAAGUGCUUCGACAACUUGGUGAAGCUCAAGUUCGGGGACGGCUCCAACUCCACGGAUAUCCACGCCAUGAUCUCCGGGGAAGGAGAGGAGAUCCCCUUCUUCAAGAUGCUGAAGGCGCGCAACGGAGUGGAGAAGUGGCUGAGCGCAGAGGGUGGGGUGGAGGAAUACAUGGUGAAGACGAUGCGGGCGGAGGUCAAGAAAGGCUGGGAAACCUAUGCCUUGGAAUCCGACCGCAAGGAGUGGGUCCGCAAGCAGUACUGCCAGGUGAUGAUCACGGUGGGGUCCAUCUACUGGACCCUGGAGACGGAGGAGGUCCUUACUGCCACGGAAGGGAACAAGGUGCAGCUCAUGGGGAAGUGGUUCCAAAAGAACAAGACGCAGCUGGAGGGCCUCACGGAAUUGAUCCGGGACAAGUUGAACAAGCUCCAGCGGAGUGGUGUCGUGGCAUUGGUCACUCAGGACGUGCACAACCGCGAUAUCAUUCAGGAGCUCUUUGACAACAAGAUCACCAGCAUGCAGAACUUCAAGUGGCAGCAGCAGCUCAGGUACUACUGGGAUCCCAAGCUGGAUGGCGACCACGGCGAUUGCUGUAUCCGGCAGGUAGAUGCCUUCAUCAUGUAUGGCCACGAGUACAUGGGAGCCUUGUCCCGACUGGUCAUCACGCCUCUGACUGACCGAUGCUGGAUGACCAUCACGGGGGCCUUGCACAUCAAGCUGGGCGCCGCGCCGGCGGGGCCGGCAGGCACUGGUAAGACGGAGUCCACCAAGGACUUGGCCAAGGGCCUGGCCAGGCAGUGCGUGGUCUUCAACUGCUCCGACCAGAUCAACUACCAGAUGAUGGGCAAGCUUUACAGUGGAGUGGUCAGUGCCGGCGCCUGGACGUGCCUCGACGAGUUCAACCGCAUCUCCAUCGAGGUGCUGAGUGUGGUGGCGCAGCAGGUCUUGGAGAUCCGGCAAGCGCUGCUGCAGGACCUCUCAGACUUCGUCUUCGAGUCCAGGCAGCUCAAGGUGAAGAACACCUGCGGCAUCUUCAUCACCAUGAAUCCCGGCUAUGCUGGGCGUACCGAGCUCCCGGAUAACUUGAAGGUGUUGUUCCGGCCUGUGGCAAUGAUGGUGCCGGACUAUACGCUUAUUGCCGAGAUCAUGCUCUACGCUGAAGGCCCUCUUCGCCCGCUGUCCGCCGUUGUCUUUGUCGCGCGAAUUCGCGCGCAGUCCGCGCCCGCCAUGGCGUGCGUUUUGCUGGCCAGCGGCCUCGAGGUGAUGAGCGAACAGGACUUUGCCUCCUGGUGGGAGGCGACGCAGGAGAGGCGGAACGCGGGCGAAGGCUUCCUGGACGAGCUGCGGAAGGAGGUGGCGAGACGUCUGGGGAUUGUCAACUUCCGGCAGCUGGCGCUGAUGGCCUCGGGCAGCAGCGGGCCGAUGCGCCUUGAGCCAACUAGCCCCUGGACCGCCGCGCCGGUCACGGCCAUCGUGCGGCAAUACGUGGGAGGAGAAGGCGAGACGCUGCUCAGGGCAGCAGUUGGUGGCGACGCGGAAGCGGUUCUGAGAUUGCUGGAGAGUCCACAAGACCCAGACAGCGCGCGGCGCUGCAGCGGCCGCGGUGCCGUGCACUCGGCCGCGGCCAGCGGGCACCCAGAGGUGGUCCAGCUGUUGCUGCAGGCAGGGGCCGAGAAGCACAAGGCCGAUGCCGAUGGGCUCACGGCGAUGCAUUUGGCCGCCUUGAUGGGUCAGCGGAGCGUCAUCGAGGUGUUGUGCCACGCAGGCUGUGACAUGGACCAGGUGAACAGGUACGGGCGCACGGCCCUGCAUUUUGCUGCCCUGCAAUCGCGGGAGGAGGUGUUGAGCUGCUUGCUCGAGGCAAAAGCGGACAAGGACAAGUGUGAUGACGAGGGGCGUUCGCCCAUGCACGUGGCGGCUUUGGCCGGUGCAGAAGGAGUGGUACGACUGCUGCUGGAGGCCAAAGGUGAUCCGGACAAGACCGGCAAAGACGGGCGCACGGCGCUACAUGCGACGGCCCUCGCCGGCCUGCUGGAGAUCGUGAAAUGCUUGCUGGAGGGCAAGGCGGACAAAGACAGGAGUGAUGUUCAGGGACGCAGCCCUUUGCACUUGGCGACUGUUACUGGCCGCGAAGAUGUCGUGAGAUGCCUGCUGGCUGCUGAUGUUGACAAGGACAAGGCCGACAAGGAGGGGCGCGCGCCUCUGCAUCUGGCGGCUUUGGCCGGCCAUGUGAGCGUCCUGAGGCCUUUGCUGCAGGCUGGAGCUGACCAGGACAAGAUGGAUCAUUACGGCCGCACGCCACUGCACGCUGCUGCCCUGAGGGGCAACGAGAAGGUCAUGCGCCACUUAAUGGACGCAGGCGCCGACAUGGACAAGGCCUGCAAUGACAGGCGGACGCCUUUGUGCAUGGCUGUCCUGCAAGGCCACGAAGACCUGGUGCGGUUUCUGCUCGAAAACGGCGCCUGCCUGGACAUGGCCGACACACAAGGGCAGGCUGCUUUGCAUUUCGCUGCCUGCAGAGGCCGCGUGGGAGCUGUUAGAGCAUUGCUGGAUGCGAAAGCUGACAAGAACAAGGGCGACAACAUGGGGCGAACACCUUUACACUUAUCCGCCUACAAAGGUAAUGAGGGAGUAGUACAGUGCUUGCUGCAAGAAGGAGCUGAUAGGGACAAGGCCAACGACCAGGGACGCACACCAUUGCACUUCGCAGCCUUGAAUGGCCAUGCGGAUGUUGUCCGUUGCUUGCUGGCAGCGGGCGCGGGUAAGGACUCAGCAGACAAUGCUGGGAACACAGCUUUGCAUGCAGCUGCCUUGAAGGACCACGAGCAGGUUGUGCAGUGCCUGCUGGUGGCUGGCAAGGACCUCGCCAACAAGGACGGGCGCACGGCCAUGCACGCAGCUGCCGCCAAUGACUCCCAACGAGUCCUCAGCGUUCUGCUGGCGGCGCGGGCCGGCCUGGAAGGCGACAAGGACGGGCUGACGCCUCUGCACUUUGCCUCCUUGAAUGGCCAUGAGCAGGUCGUGCGUGCCCUGCUGAGGGCUGGCUGUGACAAGGAGAAGGCCACCCGCGACGGGAGCACGGCUUCGAGCCUGGCUGCUGCCAAAGGCCAUCAGAACGUGGUGCUGUGCUUGGAAGGCACUCAGGUGGAUCCGGAGCUGUGCUUCGGGCAGGCAAAGGUUUUGAGCGGCAAGUUCACCAACCUCUACAAGCUCUCCUCGGAGCAGCUCUCGAAACAAGACCACUACGACUUCGGCAUGCGUGCUGUGAAGUCUGUGCUAGUCAUGGCGGGCAGUCUGAAGCGCGCCGAUCCCAACGAGGACGAGAACAUUCUGCUGAUCCGGGCCAUGCGCGACUCCAACGUGCCAAAGUUCCUGUCGGAUGACCUGCCCCUCUUCUUCGCCAUCGUCAACGACCUCUUCCCAGGCAUCGAGGUGCCGUACUACGACUACGGCUCUCUGCAGGUUGAGAUCGAGCGAGGCCUUCAGAAGCAGAGCUUGCAGGUGCACGACAAGUUGGUCACCAAGACCAUCCAACUCUUCGAGACCUUCAUGGUCCGCUUCGGCGUCAUGUUGGUGGGCCCCACCCUCGGUGGCAAGAGCGUGGACUACAAGACCUUGGCGAUUGCCCUCACGCAGCUCCGGGAGGACAACAGCCCGGACGAGCGGUUCCAGAAGACCAAGUACGUCUGCUUCAAUCCCAAGGGCAUCACCAUGGGCGAGCUCUACGGUGAAAACAACGAGCUGACCCAGGAGUGGACUGAUGGCCUGGGCAGCCGCAUCAUGCGCGGCUACCAAACCGAGGAGAGCUUGGACUACAAGUGGACGGUCUUCGAUGGGCCAGUGGACGCCAUUUGGAUUGAGAAUAUGAACACGGUGCUGGAUGACAACAUGACGCUAUGCCUUGCCAACGGCGAGCGUAUCAAGCUCAACUGGACGAUGCGCAUGCUCUUCGAAGUGGAGGAUCUGCGUGUUGCCUCCCCCGCGACCGUGUCUCGCUGCGGCAUGGUGUACCUCACGCCCUCGGAUCUGGGCUGGGAGCCCUAUGUGCGGACCUGGCUCAGCUCCUUGCCGGACCAGCCCUUCUCAGAGAAGGCCAAGGACAUGGUUUGGAGCUACUUCGACACCCACGUGCAGCGAGGCUUGGACUUCCUGCGGAAGAAUGGCUCGGAGCCGGUGACCACGCAGGACACGCAGCUGGUGAUCACGCUGUGCAAGCUCUUCCAGUCAGUGAUCAACGAGGAGGCGGCAACCGCCAACAGCUGCGCCUCCAAGGAUGCCCAGGUGGCGGAGGGCGAGACGGCCUUGACGCCAAAGAAGAUCUCUGUCUUGGAGGCCGCAGAGUUCGAGAAAUUCCUGCAGCCCCUCUUUUGCUUCGCCUUUACCUGGACCAUCGGCGGCAGCUGUGACGCCAAGACGCGGGGCAUGUUUGCUCGGGAGAUCGAGAACUGGUUCCCCAACGUGUCGAUGCCACGUGGAGGAGGCCCUUACGACGGCUUUAUCAACUUCUACGAGGGUCCCAAGUGGAAGUCGUGGACAGAUAUCGUGCCCAAGUUCGUCUUCCAGGAGGGCGUGUCCUAUUUUCAGUUGCUGGUCCCGAAUCCGGACACCGUGCGCUUCUCCUACGUCAUGGACCGCAUGAUGACCACCCAGAACUCGGUCUUCCUCACCGGCAACUCGGGCGUGGGGAAGAGCGUGAACGUGGCCGCGCUGCUCGAGAAGAUGAAGGAGAUCGCUUCCGUGGUGCCGGUCUUCAUGACCUUCAGCGCCCAGACCAAGGCUUACGAGACACAGAUCAAUAUCGAGAGCAAGUUGGAGCGGAAGCGCAAGACGCUGCUGGGUGCGCCAGUGAACAAGACGGUGGUGAUCCUCAUCGAUGAUGUGAACAUGCCGUUGGUAGAGGAGUACGGCGCCCAACCUCCCAUCGAGCUGCUGAGGCAGUUCCAGGAUCAGCGGGGCUUCUUUGACCGGAAGAAGCACGAGUGGAAGGACAUCGAGAACACUACCUUGCUGCUGUGCGCGGCACCUCCAGGCGGCGGCCGCAAUGCAAUGACGGCGCGGUUCACCAGUGGCCGCGCCAUGGCGCUGAAGCAGUUGGGAGCCAACGCUUGGACGGAGUUCCAAAGCCUCAACGCGGGGGCCGUCAAGGAGGCCAAGGCGGUCACGGAUGAGGCAGAUCUCUUCGCACCCAAGAUCUCCUUGCCCACCGUGCAGUGGCAUUGGUUCGGAGAGAACCUGCGCGCGCACCACUCCAAGGAGGAGCUGACUGAGCGGAAGGAGAUCUACGGCGCUUGGAUGGCAGCUUGGCUCUUGCUGCUGGUGGCCUUGGCGCUGCUGGCGGCCUGCAAGAAGCGCCACGGCUCCGUGCAGCGCGGCUGCCAGGUCUUCAAAGAGACGCUGAAGAGGUUGAAGGAGACGUUCUCGGCUGCCAACCCUUGUGCCUACGAAGCCCUUGACGAGGAUGACUGCGAGGCGGCGGUUGACGAGCCGUUCUUAGCUGCCAUGCGCCGUCUGCCCUCCAACCCCGGUGGUGUCCGAGGCAAUGCUGAGUUGCAAAAGCUCUUGGCUCGCCAGCGCCUGAAAGAGGAUGAGGAGGAGCAGAAGGAUGCUCAUGAGACCACUGGCAUAUUCGGGAAUUUUCCGAACCUCUUGAAGAAGUCCCACAACAAGAAGGAUUUGAAGCAGAUGAAGCAGGAGAUCCUCGAACAGAACAAGGCUGCCAUGCACUUGUCGCUGGAGGAGAUGAAUGAGCUUCUUCUGGCGCAGAAGGGCAACGCCCCCAAGGAAGAGGCUGAGGGUAAGUUCCAGCGCUGGAAGCAGCCCAUCUCCGUGCUCUUCUACUUUGGCUACGUGGGGAUCUGUCUGCUGGUGCCUUUGUCCACCUCGGAACUGGCCAGCUGCAAUCAAGGCCUUCCGUGGGAGGUGCACAUGCCGUUCUUCUACUACUUCCUGGCUCUGAAGGCCUGGGAAGUGACUUUGUACGUCUAUGACGACAUGGUCACAGGAGAUCUCACGCCCCAGGCUUUCGCACAGACCUUCAUCACCUCCUUCAUGGGCAUGGCCGAUGGCUACACGGAUGCCACGGCCAUUAUCAUCGCCCGCUCCUGCGGGUCGCCUCUCUGGCGGUGGAUGGCGUUGACCUACUUCAUCGGCGUGGUGCUGUGCCAGUGGCUGGGCAUGGGCCUGGCCAGCCUCUUCCACGACCACUCCGGGGCCUGCUUUUACAAGAUGAUGCACAUGGACACGGUGGCCUCCUGCAUCUCCAUGCGUCCAGAGGACUCCAAGGCCUUGCUGGUCUGGCGUCUGGUGAAUUGGGUCCGCUGCAUCGGGGAGGACCUGCUGCAGUGCUUCUUCCAGACACUUUUUGUCCUCACUGUCAAGAAGAAUGCAGUGAUGCUGCUGUCCAUCGCGGUGGGCGCUUGCACCUCGGUGCUGGCGGUCUACAACGCCGCGAAGCGCGCCGCCGGGGCGGUGGGCACCAGCUGGCAGCUGCUGAAGGUGCGGCGGGACAUGGCCAAGGCCGCGGCGGAGGGCCGCGCCGCGGACUUCGAGGCGGCGCUGAAGGAGGCGGAGGACUACGGCAUCGAGUUCAAGGAGAUUGCGGAGCAUGUGGCCAAAGGGGAGCGGCAGCUGCAGUACCUGAGCUCGGGGCCUUACGUCAUCGGCGAGCCGACGAAGCCCGAGAUCGCCGGGAAGUUGGGCAGCGAGGAUCUGAUGGACAGCGUCGCUUAUCGGCGCCGCACGGUGGAGUUUGCCCACGAGGCCGCGGCGGCGCGGAAGAACAUGCUGGAGGAGAUGGAGGCGCCUGCCACCUGUGCGGCGCGGAAGAGGGGCAGCCACCAUGAGGGCCGGCACCUGGCGAAGGUCUACAACGCCGAGCGCCGCAGCGUAGACUUCGCGGUGGCGGCGCAGCAGGCCCGGGAGCUGCGGCUGCGGAGGCUCGUGAAGGAGGGCGACUGCAUUUGCGUGGGCUCCCAUCCCCGGGAGUUCCUCAAGGGCAGGGAGCCGGAUGCCAAAUGGAGUGUGUGGAGAGCUGGGUUUCACGUGUACAAGAAGCUUGCCCACAAGUUUCACAGUCAGGUGCUUUGCAUGCCGCCCACCAGUGAGGAGGCCAUGUCCACCAUCUUUGGCUCUAUCAUCUCCGGGUUCCUCCACCGCUUCAAGAGUGAAGUUCAGGGCCUGGCCAAUGCCUCGGUGCAGGCCACCAUCGACAUCUACAACAAGUGCGGAGAUGAGCUUCUGCCCACCCCUACGCGGCCGCACUACACCUUCAACCUCCGGGACGUCUCCAAGGUGUUCCAGGGUUUGCUCAUGGUGAAGCCGAUGCACGUUCCAAACGCGGAAGCAUACACGAGGCUUUGGUACCAUGAGCUCUCUCGGGUUUUCUGCGACCGCCUGAUCAACAAGAACGACAAGGAGUGGUUCUACAAGGCAGCGGCGGAGCAGUUGAAGUCCAGGUUCCGAGUCAUGGACACAGACUUCGAGAUUUGGACCUCGCUGAUGUGGUGCAACUUCCUCCGCCCAGUGGAGAAUCGCGUCUACGAAGAGGCCAAGGACAAAACCAAGGUGAACAAGGUGUUGGAGGAUGCCAACGAUGAUUACAACCUUUCCCACACCGCACAGAUGAACUUGGUCUUCUUCCAGGACUGCGUCGAGCACAUCAACCGCAUCGCGCGGGUGCUGGCGCAGCCGCGGGGCAACCUGCUGCUGGUGGGCGUGGGGGGCUCCGGCCGCUCCAGCUGCGCCAAGAUCUGCGCCUGCAUGUCAGAGACCAACGAGUUCAACAUUGCCCUCACCAAGGGCUACGGCAUUGAUGCCUUUAGGGAGGACGAGAAGAAGUUCCUCAUCUCUGCCGGUGCCGGUGCUGCGAAGGCCACGAUGUUCCUCCUGAGUGACACCCAGAUCAUCAACGAGACCUUCCUGGAAGAUAUCAACAACAUCUUGAAUGCUGGGGAGGUUCCGAAUCUCUUUCCCAACGACGAGGUGGACCGAGUCAUCUCAGACACCAGGCGCAUUGAAGUGGGCAGACGAGUUUACCUGCUCCAGGAGAACCCACAAUCAAAUGGUUUUUGUGGCUUCCUCAGUUAA